This is a messenger RNA of Diaporthe amygdali, 1740 nucleotides long. RefSeq lists its product as uncharacterized. Bases 1 to 1740 code for a protein of 579 amino acids. The record is from RefSeq and is a predicted model, not a curated record. Gene Ontology annotation, biological process: regulation of DNA-templated transcription. Gene Ontology annotation, molecular function: zinc ion binding; DNA-binding transcription factor activity, RNA polymerase II-specific. The transcript has 2 exons. NCBI's taxonomy places the organism in Eukaryota, Fungi, Ascomycota, Sordariomycetes, Diaporthales, Diaporthaceae.
AUGGCACACCCGGAGCCCCUUGCGACAGACCAGCAUCACAAACGGAAGCGCGAUUCUGACGACAAUGGCCAGCAGUCUCAAGACAGGAUACCUCAGCCACCCCCUCCUCAGUCUGGGAACGGCGCGCACAUUAAUUACCUGGCCAGAUCCAAUUCAACCAGACUGAGACUGAUUCAGGGAGAUGGCGAGGUAUUUUCGGAUGUGCUAGGCCUCAUCGGGGACUAUGAAGGGGUACUGAGUCGCCAUGAGAGCUUGGCUGCGAAUCUGGGCGCCAAACUUACAGGCCCGAGACUGGUCAAGGCUAUGGAAGGGCUCUUUGAAGGCACCAUCACAGCCACCCGCAGAGAUCCGUACAAUUCGGAUACGGUCACCUGGCUAGAUAUCGUCCAGUUUGCCAAAGCCAGCCCCAGCGAAUUCACCCUCACCUCUAGUCCGGACCGCGGCCGCUAUUGUUCCUUCUACUUGAAGGGAAACCAGGUCGAGAUCACGGAGGAUGACUGGCGGUUGAUCAUGUCGGGAACGCUGGACAGGUUCAACUUGGCCCCUCUACAGCCGCUGGAAGAAGACGAAAAUUCCGAGCUUGCCACCCUGGAGAUUAUGGAACAGAGACUCCAAGUCCUAAUCAAGAAGGCCGACGAGGUGGCACGCAAAGCGCGACAACUCAAUUACCACCUCAGCGGCCGAAAGGCAGCCAUUAACUCCCGGCGCACGGUACGCUCACCUACAACUCACCACGCUGGCUUUCAACCCGUCAACCACCCACAAGCAGUUCCACGCUCUAAUUCUACGUACGACCUCCACGCCGACCUGCUUCAACAAUUCACCUCUCAGUCGCAGCCUGGUUCCGCCAGGAUCCCGGCUCAGAACUCAGUGUCUCUGCCUACGACGCCCGUCAUACAGGGACCCCCGAUCUCCAGCGUCAAACUGCCAAUCCAGCCCAUUCACACACAAAGCGGGCGCCCCUCGCCGGGGGCUUCGGAACAAUCACAAUCACAACCCCAGCAACAGCAUCAACAACAGCAACAGCAACAGCAGCAACAGCGCUCCUCAACAAUACAGUCUGACGACCCAUCCGACACGCACCGGUCUCUUGUGACUGCGCGGAUCGAGAAGUUGACUAAGGGUGACACCAUCUACCCGCCCUGCGACCGGUGCCGCAGACUGCGCGUGCAGUGCGUAAAGCACCUCACGGCCUGCCAGGGCUGCACCAAGAAGCAUGCGAAGUGCGGGUGGAAGACUAUCUCGGAGGACGAGCUCAACUGGCUGAAACGCGAGGUCGGCAACGGGGCCAGCGGAGUAACGAGCGGCGGUGAGGGCGAUGGCACGGAAGGCGACGACACAUCGGGCCGAAGCGGUGGCGGGUACUCGCCCGACCCGCCGUCGCUGCCGCCCAUUAAUACCACGGCCACCGCUGCGCCCUCGUCUUCCGGCUAUGGGGACCGGCCAUUAGGCAACGAGACGAGGGCGUUUGCGCCUGUCAAUCACAGCAAUAGCGUCGGCGGUACGGGUGACACGCGGACCAAGGAGAGGAGCAGCGUCACGGAUUUUGGACUGCGCGACCACCGCCCAUCAUCUUCGCAGGCGGACCACCGUGUCGACCACUACCGGCUGAGUCACAUGGCGAAUGUGGCGCUUAGCGCCGACGCAAGAGAGCAGCACCAUCAGCAGCAUCAACAUCAUCAGCAGCAGAAUCACUCUCAGAGGGUUAUGCUGAGGGGUAACAGUGUACCGAGGGAGUGA